AUGACCCAGUUUCCACGGUAUCCACUGGGCCUGUACAACCAGCCCUACAGUGACGGCGGAUACUACCCCGCGAACAACACGCCACCACAACCUGCACAGCUUCCAGACCAGUACUCUGUGCCAUCAUGGCCGGCCCCAACACCAGCGCCGGCCCCGCCGCCAGUGCCAGCGCCGCGCCCACGAGCAAGCUUACCGCUGCAGCACCGCGCCUCGGAGCCUUCGCUCACCGCGUCCAUGUCCUCGCUCGACCUGAGGAACAAGCCCCUCCCGCCCGUGCCAAUAACGCCCAUGCCGGCCAUGGCGAUGGCCAGCGGCAGCGGCAGCUUGCGCCGGCCAUCGCAGCCCCCGCCGCUGCCUGAGAGGCCACCACCGCCGCCAUACUCGGCCCUCCCGACCAACACGAUCACGCAGGCGAUCCACGGCGUGCCCGCGCCGCCGCCUAUCCCGCCCAGACCGAGAGAAAAGGCAGAGUACACCCCUCCUGCCGCGGCCUUCGGCGACUUCCCACCCGUCCCAGCGCCGUCGUCCAGGCUCACUGGGACGGUGGCGAGCUCGACUGGCGCCUCGUCGUCGUCCCAUGCCUCAACUGCCUCUGGGUCGUCCCACGCCUCCACUGCCGCGUCGUCGACCUCGUCCCUGCCUCCCCCACCGGCCACCGCAAAACCCACCUCCCCCUCCAAGCCCAACCCCGCACUCAAACAGGCCAGACUCCACUUCAAGCCACGGUUAUCCCACCCCUCCGCCAGCAGCCAGAACCUGUCCUCCCAGGCCAAGGCAACAACGCCAAAGGGCAAGGGCAAGAAACCCGCCGUGAUCGACCUCACGGGCUCCGACGACGACUCGUACUCGCCCUCCGAGUCGGGCUCUGACCACCGGCUCGCGCCGCCACAAACGCGGCACCAGCGCGCGCACUCCCAGCCCCCCUCUUCGCCAGCAGCGCCGCACACGCCCGCGCCAAAGGGGAAGAAGGCCGCCCCGCGCCUCUCCAAGCCGUCCACGCCGCCAGACGCGGUCCGCUGCUCGGGCUUCACGCGGUCCGGGCAGCCGUGCAAGCGCGUAGUCAAGACCGCCGCGCCGUUCUUAGCUGGCCGGUCCGACUCGGACGACGAGGACGCCGAGCGCACGGGAAGGUACUGCAAGGACCAUGCGGGCCUCGUGUGCGCCGUGGACGGGUUCUACUGGCGCGACCGCAAGGGCCGGUCGGGCGUCUGGAUCGAGUUCAAGGACUACAUCCCCGCCGAUCUGGGACAGCAGACGCAGACGCUGCUGCGUAUGACGAUGGAGAGCGCCUUGACGGCCAAGGAGCUGCCCGGCUUUCUGUACGCUUACGAGCUGCGCGCAAAGGGCGGCAAGGGCACGGCGUUCUUCAAGGUCGGGCGGACGGACAACGUGCCGCGCAGGAUAGGCCAGUGGACCCAGCAGUGCCAGUCACACACGCCGACGCUGCGCGACAUCUUCCCCCUCUCCGGGGCCGCGCUCAAGCGCCGCCCGUCGGGCCCAGGCUCGCUCCUCCCCGGCGCGGUCAAGGGCGGCGUGCAGACCGCGCGCAUGGUCCCGGCCGUCAAGCGCUGGGAGCGGCUGGUGCACCUCGAGCUGGCGGACCGGAGUGCUUCACAGCGCGGCGACGAGUACGACGAGCUGCGCAAGCCGUGCGCCGACUGCGGCACGAUCCACAAGGAGAUCUUCCCGCUCGCUGACGACGGCAUUUCGACGUACGAACCCGUCGUGGUCGAGGUCAUUGAGCGUUGGGAGAAGUUUGUACGCCAGAUCUGCGCGAGCGCGUAGAGUUUAGAACAGAGGCAUUGGCCUCGGUGAAGGUCGCAUAGUUGUAUGUAUG
Vanrija pseudolonga is the source of this 1837-nucleotide messenger RNA. RefSeq lists its product as uncharacterized. The record is from RefSeq and is a predicted model, not a curated record. NCBI's taxonomy places the organism in Eukaryota, Fungi, Basidiomycota, Tremellomycetes, Trichosporonales, Trichosporonaceae. The transcript has 2 exons. The coding region runs from base 1 to 1785 and encodes 594 amino acids.